This is a messenger RNA of Physella acuta, 1180 nucleotides long. RefSeq names its product U6 snRNA phosphodiesterase 1. The record is from RefSeq and is a predicted model, not a curated record. Gene Ontology annotation, biological process: U6 snRNA 3'-end processing. Gene Ontology annotation, cellular component: nucleus. NCBI's taxonomy places the organism in Eukaryota, Metazoa, Mollusca, Gastropoda, Physidae. Gene Ontology annotation, molecular function: 3'-5'-RNA exonuclease activity.
CUUAUCAACCAUGAAACUUCACCUUUGAAACCAUUACAACCUAGCACAGAAAGUACUGAUUUAAAGAUUCAUAGGCCUACAGACUUACUUAGCGCUGAUGGCCCUGAUUGUAAUUAUGAAAUCACUGAAGACGACAAAGUUGGUAACAAUAUUUCUCUUGUAGAAGUAGCAGUGCCAAGGUCAGCACCCGCAAAUGUUGAAGGCCAUCAGGUUGCAAAUCACAAUAGUCGAAAAAGGAAGUUUAAAGAAAAUAGUGAGAAGUUGCAGCUUCCAGAUUCUAUUCAUUCUAUGUUUCAAGGUCAGCAUAAAAGAUGGAUAGACAACCCAACAGACCACAACAACAGAAUUAGAUCAUUUCCCCACAUGGAGGGCAACUGGGCAACUCAUAUAUUUAUACCAGUUGACAAAGACGAGAGGUUUAUUCAGUUUGUGACUGAUGUCAUCCAACUCUUUAAGCCAUUAGAAAUAGAAACUUUUCCUGAAUUUCAUGUCAGCUUAUCAAGAACUGUAACUAUCAGGCACCAUUGGAUUGAACCUUUAGUUGAUUCUCUUCGAGAAAAUCUUAAAGCUUUAAAAAGUUGUAUCUGUGAUUUGACAGAAAUCAAGCUAUAUACAAAUGAUGAGAAAACAAGAACUUUUGUGUGUAUAGAACUUUCACAGGAUGAGCAUGAUCUGCUUGAAUAUGUAAAAGCUGUGGACAAAUGCUUUGCUGAGUUUAAGCUUCCACCUUAUUAUUCAAACCCCUCAUUUCACAUCAGUAUUGGCUGGUGUUUAGGAGAUGUGGUUGAUCAAGUCACAGAGGCACAACUUUUAAAAGCAAAGGAAAUGCUUGGAGAGUUUAUGGCUGCAAACCCUGAAUUAAGCAUCGUAUUGGCACAACAGAUCUGGUGUCAAGCAGGGAACAAAUCAUUUGUUAUAUCACUGAGCGAUGCUAAUAGAUGAGUUUAACAAAACAAGCCUAAUGAGCGCAAUAGAUGAAGUGCAAAGUCAGGAAUAAACAACUUGGUGUAGUUGUAAAAAAGAGAUAAAUAUGACAAGAGAUAUCCCUUACUGCAGUGAUUUUCUUUUCUGGAAAUCUUGGGUGUAGAAGGAAUGAGCUAUUCUGUCACUGAAUAUCCCGUAAUAUAGCAACCACUUGAGGUUUUGUAUCCUAGUACGAUAAGCUGAUUUAAAAUUGUCA